Messenger RNA from Fusarium fujikuroi IMI 58289, 993 nucleotides. RefSeq lists its product as uncharacterized. The record is from RefSeq and is a predicted model, not a curated record. NCBI's taxonomy places the organism in Eukaryota, Fungi, Ascomycota, Sordariomycetes, Hypocreales, Nectriaceae. Bases 1 to 993 code for a protein of 330 amino acids. The transcript is spliced from 2 exons.
AUGUUCCCCGACCUAGGACACACCCUUGACAAGCGGUGGGCGGCUGCGAGUCGAGAUGUUUGCCGCGCAAAUUUCGCCAAAGGGAUAACAAAGAUUCAAGCUCCUUUGUUCAACUUUCUCGUGGAUCGUGAGGUUUGGGAAGACUACUUCACCGACAUCAAGUCCCAGGCGGCGCACGAGUCUCUGGUCAAAACACCGCGAUGGCCAUUCAGAAUCACACCGGAAAUGAUGCAAGACAGCCACCCUUCAUCACGCGAGUACGCCGUGUACCUGAACAAUUCGAAAAGGGAGAAGCGCAAGACAGACACGAGAGAGGCUAGGAUACCCGAAAUCAGCUCAAACAUUGUUUAUUCCAGAGAAUCCUCAUUCGAUGUCCCGCAGGUUCCGUUGCCCACUUUGGACCCAGAUACUGAGGUCUUAUCGGCUGGCACUCUUGACUCAGUCGAGCAAUCUUCUUCAACCGCUCCAUCCGAAAUUGACGCCAAAACACUGAUGAGCUCCCUGCCACGAAACUCAUCUGAACAACAACGACGACAGGACCUUUGGAAACUUGCAGAUGGAGAAAGUACUUUCAAACCCCCUAUCAUCGACCCCUUUCAAAUGAAGUUGCCAAAGUUCGCCCCUUUGAGCUCGUUCGUCACUGGCUCAGACUUCGAAGACCUGAAAAUAAUCGCGACGGACUUUCUCCCUAGAGGUUUGACUCUCAAGGUCGAAGCUACAACAAAUGACAGCAAGGACGCGGAUUUCGACGAAGUUCUCACAUUGGGGUUCGCCAAGGGUUGUGGGGACAAACUGUAUGAUCGGGUUGAGCUCGUGAGGUUCUGGAGCUACAUGACGGAGUGGCUAUCCAAGGUCUACCAUGGAGAACCAACGACACUUUGUGAGCAUUUUCUUGAGGCGGUGAUGUCGCCAAACCGCAAGCUCGAACCUGUUUCUGCCAAGUUGGACGAUUUGCACUCCAUGCAUCGCCGGCUGUGCGGGAAUGAAGAGUAG